UUCCCCAGCAUACUGGAAUGCCACACGGGCAUUGAUGAUCCUAUCGGUAAUGUUGUGCUUUGCAGGCAUUAUGGCAGGCAUCCUCUCAUUUGCCCAUUUAUCUGCCUUUGAGAGAUUCAGUCGUUCCUUUGCAGCAGCAAUCAUGCUUUUAAUCUCCACUUUGUUUGUGCUGCUGGCUAUGGCGAUCUACACUGGCGUAACCCUAAGCUUCCUGGGAAAGCGUUUUGGAGACUGGCGCUUCUCCUGGUCCUACAUACUGGGAUGGGUGGCCAUGGUCAUGACCUUCUUUGCAGGGAUAUUCUACAUGUGUGCCCACAGAUUGUAUGAGUCCAGGAGAGUGGUUGGAAGUCACUAACCUAAAGAAGAUAAAACUCCAAGAAGCAGAAAGUGUUGGCACGGAAAUCGUUAGGACCUUCAACAGACCUUAAUUUUAUACCUUAAAAUUCUAAACUGCAAAUCACAAAUUAAUAGUUUAAAACAGCUUUAAAGGCCUUUUGUACACAUGCACAUAUAUUUGUAUAAUUCUGCAUAGAUAAAUAUACCAGUCUUCACAA
Messenger RNA from Cyprinus carpio (common carp), 554 nucleotides. RefSeq names its product lens fiber membrane intrinsic protein-like. NCBI's taxonomy places the organism in Eukaryota, Metazoa, Chordata, Actinopteri, Cypriniformes, Cyprinidae. Gene Ontology annotation, molecular function: structural constituent of eye lens. The transcript is spliced from 3 exons. The record is from RefSeq and is a predicted model, not a curated record. Gene Ontology annotation, cellular component: plasma membrane. The coding region runs from base 35 to 355 and encodes 106 amino acids.